CUCUGCAAGACAAACGGUACGGAAAUUCAGAGGAAAGACAUCAGUUUCUUACUCAGCAAGACAAAAGACGCCUUCGCCGUUCGAAAAGCAAUGGCGCCAUGUUCAAAGUUAAUUUUUAGAAAGUACAUUGUACCUAUAGGUUUCAUUAUUAUAAAUGUUCAUAAAAUUGACACAGUUGUAAUCUUGUGCUGAUUAAAAUCACUCAUUUUGAAAAAACAAACACUGGUGUAGAUAUGUGUAUCAUGUAUCACGAAACAUCCAGCGUUGUUUCACUUUAUGAGACUAUGCGCUCCCCAAGGAAAUAGGACAAGAGCGACUGUGCCAGACUGAUAUUAAGAAUCUGUUAAAUUAUUAAUAUGAGAAUUUUUCAGAUUAGUUGCAAAUUUUCAGUGAAACUUGAGCAAGGUUAUCAUCUGAUGAGCGAAAUUGCUAUGAAGUUAUCAGCCGAGCAAAACGAUGUAGCCUGCGAGAAGCGAUCAGAAGCGAUCCGCGAGAGCACACUCGAGGGAGCGUCUCCUUUCGCUUGCGGCUCUCAGGUGACUUUUCGCGAUGACUCUAAAUGGAGAGCUUGCUUGCAGGCUAAAAAUAGUGCUACGCCAAUUCUUAUUAUUAAUAUGAAGAUCUCCGCAAGCUAGCUAGUGCUGACUAAAUUAGGAAGACGUUUGCGAUGUCUAGUAAAAUGACGUCAAUAGUGUAGGACUAAUAACAAGAAAAAGGCACGGCAACCAGGUUACCCUGAAAACGAGGUUGUGUUAGCUCAUGAUCAGAUGAGUUUGGAAGAACUUGAAAAAAGGGGGCAAAUUUUGACACGUCUUGCGAAGAAAACAAGCCGAACUUCGGCCUAAAAACAUAGCAUAAGCAGCGAAUACCGCAUUUUCCUCGAGUAAGCACCAGGGGCUUUUUUUCUUUUCUUUUUUUUCGGUAAUUACGUUUUACAUCGGACCUUAGUGCAAUUAAACAGUUUACACACAGAGUUAUCAAUAAUGUGAUAAUAGAAACAGUUACUAUCAUUAUCAUCCCUACUAUUUAAGAAAAUAAGGAACUUAAGCAACGGCGACGGCGAUGGCUAUGAAAAAAUCACUUAAAAUAAGAAUUCUCGCUGCUUCAAACUUUAUCGCGCUUAUCCCAUCUCGUUCAAUUCGUCAAAUUUUGCCAUUUUUUUUCUGGAGUUGAAUCCUAAAAGACUAUAUCGGAGUUCAGCAAAAGGAAAAGAAAUUUGUUGUCCUGUGUUCAGCCACGUCCUCCACAAAACGUGAUAUUAGGUAUAUAUUUUCACGUCGUAGUCGUGCAGUGACGGCAAAGAAAUGUACAAAAAAGCAUGAUGCAGGUGCAGAGUCGUUGUUUUGCUAAUCUAAACCUGUUGCUUUUUUUGUUGUUCUCGUUGACGUCGCCGUCGUCGUUGCUUAUAGGUGAUGUUACAUGAGACAAUUCGCACACGAUGAUUUUUAGCGCAACACAGCGUUGCAACAUUGUUGCGACGUUGUUUCGAAUUGUUACAACAUUGUUCCAACAUUACAACGCUGUGUUGCACUGUGUUGCACCCGUGUAACAUCACCUUAUACUCUCUAGUUACGGGGGAGAGGAGGGGGCGCUUAUUGGAGGGGUGGGAUGGGCGCUUAUUUGAGAAUAUACGGUAUACAACUCUAUAUCUGCUAUGACAAACAUUUCAGUUCUAUCCUGAAUUUGCCAAGGAACAGGUGAAUAGAGACGGGAACUUUACAAUGACUGAGGUUAUGCAAGCUUUUAAAUUCAAAAUGAUUCUAGAUGAAUAAUAAGACAUUAUUGGAUCUGACUUUCGAAUAAGCUGAAGAAUUAUACAGAUCUCGGUCAGAGGGUGUUAUCCGUCUCGGUCGAUAACCAACCCCCACGGGGGGAGGGGGAAGAUUACUCCUGAUUUCAAGGGACAGGGGUGAUCGAAGAAUUUUUUGAGGUUUGAAAUUUCCUAUUUCCGGAUUUUUUGGGGGGUAAGAAUAUUUUGGAAAGUAUUUUUUGGGGGGUAUUUUUUUGAUUUUUAUGGCUCGGAAAUUCGGCAUGGAAUUUAUUUGGAGCAAGAGCCAUAAUAGUCCCAUUAUGGAUCUUGUUUGGAGUUAGAUUUUGUUCCACGGAUUUUUUUUUUUUUUUUUUUUGAAGCCCUAGGGAUUUAUUUUUUUUUUUUUUUGGGGGGGGGUUGACUUUUGCCCCUAUUCGAUCAUCCCUGUGACUUGAAUCCGGAGGACACCCCGGGAACCAACCCUGGCAUCCUCAAUCUGCAUAAUCCUGCAGGUCAUAUUCUGACUCAUUUAACAUAUAAUAAUUAUUGUUAAAUGACUUUCUGCUCUUUGGCAAUGAGGCGUUUCACAUCUUCCUCUCUCUAAAAAACCGAAGAGAUCCCAUAAUUUCACAAAUUCAGGUUUUGUGACGUCAUCACUUGUUUUACUCUAUUUUCUCUGAGAUAACCGUCUUCAUACAAUAUGGGUUAAUUUUUUGACUGGUGAGGUCUUCUCACAUGAUGUUCACUGUGUUGGGUUUAAUAAUCUCUUAAAUGAACAUUCAGAUUUGUUGUGCCUAGAAGAUAACCAGGAAGAAAUUAACACUGCCAAUAAAUCCUGAUGUUUUAACCUAAGCUGCCUGCAAACCUUUAAUUGGAAUAGUUCUCUACAAAAAUCUCACUCAUAAGUGUUGUUAAACUCCGUUUACGCUGGGCAAGAAGAAUUUCCGGUUUCGAAGUUCAAGACUAUUAGCUCACAAUCACCAAUAAAACAAGUUAAAACAAGUCAGAUUCAUAACUACAGAACAAGAUCUGUCUCUAGCGACUCGUUUUAUGUUAAGUUCUCUAGAACCGAUAAAAUGUAUGCCUUUUUCACGAGAAUCGGUGCCCAAAUUUGGAACUCUAUUCCGUAUUCGAUUAAAAUACUUAAACGUUCGUCCUUUCGUAAAAAAAUAAAGGAAUUAUUACUAAAUUUUUUGCGGUCAGAAGAUGAUUAUGUCGAAGUCUCCCGUCUUAUUAAGUUAUUUAAUACUUUAGUUAACCUCUCUUCGUAAUCGUUAUGUACAUGCCUUGUUUUUUGUUUUUUGUUUUAUGUUAGUUUAAACUCUAUUUACUGUAUUGUAGUGUCUUCACUGUUAUUUAGUCCAUCUAUAUAUAAUUCUUGUUUUGUAAUAUGUCUUCAGCUCCCCCCGCCUCGAUUAGUUCAUAAGCUAUUUGCGGGUGGGAAAGUAAUGUAAUUAGUUAUUUUCCAAUUUUCAAUAAAAUUUGUUGUUGUUGUAAAUUUGUUGUUGUUGUUGUUGUAAUUAACCCUUCAUUCCUCGACGGUCUAGGCCUAUCAAAAACUCAGAAGGGCUUCCCUUCUUGGCCCAAGAUGCCGUGCAUGGCUAUAUCUCCUUUAAACUAUUAGAAGCUAAGCUUGUAGCACCUUGAGAUAUAAGUAAAAACAAGCACAAACUUAAAACACUGUUAGUACGCUGGCAAAAGCCUUCUUCUCAUAUUCAUCGCUUGUCUGUCAUUUCACCAAGCUUAUUUAGAUUAAUUGUCCCCCGCAUUUCCUUAUUUCGUGUAUGGGUCAAUCUCAUGUUAAACCUUAAAAAGAAACAGCUAAAUCCGGUUACAUUUGAAUGACCUCUUUUACAGCAAGAAGCUUUCUUAGCACAAUUAUACAGCGUUUUCCCUCACGUGGCCAGCAUCUAUGCUAAUUUAUGGGAACAAAAGAAAAUUUUUACGUAACAAAAGAGUUCAAUUCCCACAGGGUUGUCUUGGUACACCAACAUGGCCGCCGUGUUUUGGACCACCAAAAUGGCCACCGUGACGUCAUGUGAAAACACUCUAAACUGACAAGGACAGUCUGUCAUCAAAAUGGUUCAAGCCCCGCAAAUGACUUCCUCUUUUUCUUCUUUUCCUUAUUUUAAAUUCGAAUCUCGAACGAUUCUCAAGCAAAGUUCCAUUGUAUAAUGCAAGGAAAGAAUGCCAGUCUAAAGCUACAUUUAAAAGAAUGGUCUCCUGCUUUGUUUGCAAAAGCAUGUAAUCGAUAAUGGCGUGUAUCACGCUGCUUAAUUGGGAAAAAAAUACUUUGCUAAAGGUCUUUAAAUGGCAAAAACAACCCAGUGGUAUUCUUAUUUAUGGUUAGAACUUUAGAAAGGUGUCCAAAUCGGCAAAAUGAAAUUGCUAUUACAUUGAGUUCCGAUUACCAAAGUUGAAACAAAACAUGCGAUCUCUAAAGUGCCCUGCCAAGUGGUCUGAAAGGCUUGAAGAGAUUGAUAAUAAAGCGUACCCUUUCCAAAUAAACACCAAUUACAAAACUGCAAAAUAACAACGGAAAAAUCGACCUAGUAUGUAAAGAAAUCCAAAUGAAUACAGUCUUGGAUUCUGGAUUCCACGCCGUAGAUUUCGGGUUCCAGCAACUGGAGUCCUGGUUCUUUGUCAGUGACACUUGGAUUACGGAUUCCGAUCGUUAACGGGAUUACGGAUUCCUUGAGUUGUAUUCCGGAUUUCAAAGCCCAGGACUCCGAAACCGCGAGCCGAAUUUUUCCUGAUUCCCGAUUCCAUAAGCGAAAAUUUCACCGAUUGCGGAAUCCGGAUUCCUUUACACGAGGCCGCCGCGAGGGAAAAAUUGCAACGGCAAAGAGAAGUUUCACGCGGUUUCUUGAGUGGUCAUCCAUCGUCACGUUUAAUGACUGCGGUAGCAUUUCCUGAAAUGCUUCUCAUGAUUGGUGAUGCGCGACCGACGUUAGCGUGAUUAGCUAAUUCUACUCAAAAAUAGACUCGUUUUUCCUUUAAUAUCCUGCUUAAAAGGAAUAUUUUGUAAUAGGAAUCGCCUGACUGAUAACUGCACUCCUGUUAACUCAUUUUUUAUUGUUUUAGGGCGAGAAAUGUUUAGAGAGCAGUUUGUGAAAUAUAAGUCUAAUAUAGUAGACAGAUUAUGUGUGGAAUUAGUGAGGCUUUAACGGUUACAGUCAAGCCAGGUCAAGGGUACCCCCAAAGAUAAUAAAAUAAUUAGAACUCGAAAAUUUCUUUUUUAUCUCUGCAUUCUUGCAUGUGUAGUGAGCCGUGAAUUCACACGCGAUUCGGUAACGAAAUUUCGACCAGCUCAGUUUCUCUGAAUUUGAUGUAAAUGUCUUCCAAGAAAUUUUACCCAUUUAAAGACUUUCAAUCUGACCAAAUACAGACAAGUUCUCGUAAAAUAUUCACUGCUCAUUACGCAUGAUGCAAGACCCUGGGGGGUACUUCCUUGUAAGACUAAUGGAGAUGUGCCUGUGGAUGGGGUCGCAUUUUCACGACUGGAUUGACUAUAAUGAGAUCGCAUUUUCAAUAGAGUUACUAGAAGUGGGUCGCAUAUUUUCGGAUUUUGGGGGGUAAGACAGUGCAGCUCUUCAUAUUUACGGUUUGCCAACGUACGAGAAUGUUUUUACUGUAGAUGAAAAGUAAAGUGUUUUGAAAUGAGAUAAAUGUGGGACAAAUGUGGUCUAAAUAUGAAAUUUGUCACAUUUGUUCACAUUUGUGCAAAACAUAAAUAAGACAUUUGUCUUUAAGACAAAUAGGAUAAUGAUGCAUUUGCUAUCUAAGACAAAUGUGAACAAAUAAUGUGUAAAUGUAGGACAAAUAUAACAUUUGCUUUGUGACAAAUACAGAUAAAAGAGCCAAAGUGCAAACAAAUGUGUUCAAAUGUAUUCAAACUUUGUCAAAUAACACAUUUGUAUGGACAAAUAUAGAGCAAAUUUUAUAUUUAUAAAGUGAGUGCUCCAGACCAGUACAUACGUACUACCCUUCCCUCUUUUCUUCCCUGGUAUCUACCCCUUUAUUGCUUCUUGGGAUUUGCACUUAACUCUAGCUUUCAACCUUUCUCUAUCGUGGACUAAGAAGCAGAGGAAAAUGCUGCAGAAGUUCAUUCAAUUCGAUCUCUUUUUCCCCUCAUUUAUCACAACUGUCACCUGAAACCCCGAUAUAAUGAAGACACUGCUAAAACAGUAACAAUCUCUAUUGCAUUUGGUUCUUUGAAACUUCUUUAUAUCAGAGUUCCACUGUAAAGGAUGCAAGGUGA
Molecule: messenger RNA, 6011 nt
Organism: Porites lobata
Lineage: Eukaryota; Metazoa; Cnidaria; Anthozoa; Scleractinia; Poritidae
Source: the annotation of a GenBank genome assembly